This is a messenger RNA of Gastrolobium bilobum, 987 nucleotides long. RefSeq names its product NAC domain-containing protein 2-like. Gene Ontology annotation, molecular function: DNA binding. Lineage: Eukaryota; Viridiplantae; Streptophyta; Magnoliopsida; Fabales; Fabaceae. The record is from RefSeq and is a predicted model, not a curated record. Bases 1 to 987 code for a protein of 328 amino acids. The transcript has 3 exons. Gene Ontology annotation, biological process: regulation of DNA-templated transcription.
AUGGACAAAGAUCCCAAUUUCGAAAUCCAACUCCCUCCUGGUUUUAGAUUCUACCCUUCUGACGAGGAGCUCAUUGUUCACUAUCUGAGAAACAAAGUGAAUUCAUGUCCCCUUCCUGCUUCAUUCAUUGCAGAAAUAGAUCUUUACAAAUAUAAUCCAUGGGAGCUUCCAAGCAAAGCUUUGUUUGGAGAAAAUGAGUGGUAUUUCUUUACCCCUCGGGAUAGAAAGUAUCCCAAUGGAGUUAGGCCUAAUAGAGCAGCUGGUUCAGGUUAUUGGAAGACCACAGGGACUGAAAAACCAAUUCUUACUUCUUGUGGAGAUAAGAAUAUUGGACUUAAGAAGGCCCUUGUUUUCUACAAGGGACAUCCCCCAAAAGGAUAUAAAACUGAUUGGAUCAUGCAUGAGUAUAAGUUGCACGAUUCAGUUAUCUUGAAUUCCAAGCUAAAAGGGUCUAUGAGAUUGGAUGAGUGUGUGCUAUGUCGAGUUCAACUAAAAACCAGCAGCCCAAGAAGCACAUGGGAAGAUUCAAAUGAACCUAGUUAUGAUCCAACAAGCUAUUUUCAACAAAUGAAUGGAAACUCUAAUCCUGAACUAGUAAAAAACUACGUGGGCAAUGAUCUUCCAAUGUUACCCUAUAUUCUGGCUUCUAAGUAUACUCUGCCAAAUUCUAUUGGUACAGCCUCAAGAACAGGCUUUCAUACAGAAGCAUAUACUUCACCCCAUGAAGAUGACUUAACUGGAGCACAGUUCUUAGCAUCUGUUUCGGAGAGCUUGCUUAAUCCACUGAAGAGAAAAGCUGUUGAAGAAAAUCAGUUGGACUUUUAUGCUCCACAGAAUAAAAAGAUAAGCGAAGUUGAUGAUGAGAAGCAAAGACUUGAGACAGAUGUAAGCAAAGGCUACAAUUACCACAACUUUGAUCAGUGGACUUCUGCUAUACAACCUCAAGAGCUUAAUAACUUAGCCUUUACAGGAUGUAUAUAUGAUUAG